Molecule: messenger RNA, 14982 nt
Organism: Plasmodium coatneyi
Lineage: Eukaryota; Apicomplexa; Aconoidasida; Haemosporida; Plasmodiidae
Product: Transmission-blocking target antigen s230
Exons: 2
Coding region: 1-14982 (4993 amino acids)
Biological process (GO): symbiont entry into host
Cellular component (GO): cell surface; plasma membrane
Source: RefSeq, a predicted model, not a curated record
AUGGCCAGGGGGGUGAGUGGUUUGCUGUUGUAUGGCGUGCUGGUCGUGGCCUUUCUGGCCAGCUACGGCGGCGUGAAGCGGCUGCUCGGUUGGGGAAGCGGCACAGUGGGGAAGGAGGAGUACAUCUACGUGACAGAUAAAUGGAGGAGACGUGGGGAGAGCAAAGCCCUCUGCUUGUUGGUUCAAAUUGGGUGUAGCAAAAGGGGAAAGGUGAACCAAACAUACGACAAUGAAGAGUAUGACGCGAAGAGGAAGGGAAAUUACGCAGAACUAGUGUUACAAAAAAUAAGAAUGAACAAAGUGAGGAAUCUGUCAGACGAUGAGACAAACGUAGAAUUGUUACCAUACGUUACUAAGGAAGACGAGAAGCACACAGUGGUGAAUCUGUUCGACUACUUCGUUAAGGGAAAAAGGAGAGCUAAUGGAAAAAAUGAAAUUUUCAUAGGUCACAUUUUGACUCUCCACAGGGUCGUAGUGAUAUGUUUCAAGCCGACAUUAAAUUUCUCCCACAUUAUUACCCAGCCUAGUGAUGCUGUCCAUAAAAUGCUAACGGUAGAACAUGGGGAAAGGUUGGGUUCGAUAGAUUACCCGCUUAUAUAUUAUGCAGAUGAGGCUAGCUGGGGUAUGAAGAAUGUUAUGUCGACUGGGAUUCUGGAGUUCUUUGCACCUCCAUAUACGAGAGAAGUAACUGAUAUUUUAAUUAGAUGUGCCAACACAGAAAUAAAUGAGACAUACACAUUUGAGGACUCGAUUCAGAUCCGCAUUCGAAUUCCUCGUAGUAGUGAGAAAAUACUAGGUGUGAGUACAGACCCUGAGGAUAGCGAAUAUUUCGAAAAAAUAGCAGACGAAAAUGUAGAUGAAUAUAAAUUUGGAAGCUUCAAAAAUAGAGUGUUGGGGUUCAAGUUGGUAGAUGCAGAACUAGAUCCUGAGAACUGCUUCAAAGUGGUUCAUGUGGACGAUAGGGAACUUUCGCUAGAAAUUGAAUACCAAUUUUCUAGGUGCCUAAUAUUGGAUAGACCCGAAUUUAAGCUCCGGUAUUUUUACAUCAAUGACAUACACUUUGAGGAUGAGAUUGAGUUUUCCUGCUCAUUCACAUAUAAAGGGAAAAAGAAAAAGGUCACGUUUGGGGAAGGCGAAGUCGAAGCAGUCACAGACACGUACUUUAUAGAACCAGACAAAAAGGAGUUCCAAUACUUUAACGGAGUUCCCUACAAAGUUUGUCACUUCGAAUACGAUGAGGACAAAAAAAAUUCUACACAAGUGUGCGAAAGGACUAUUAAUGAGUUCUCUCUUUUUAUGUAUAAUUGUGAAAGUAUGGUCGAGGGGGUGGCCACAUCAGAAGAGGCAGUACAUACGGUGAAGUAUCUAAAUGCUACAUACCCUUUGGAAAAAUUUAGUGACAUCACCUUUUUCUCUAAGGAUGUGCAUAUAGAGCAUCUACGUUGGAAAUUCCCAGACUACAAGUACUUUAUGACGGCCUAUAUAAACCAUGGCCCCCACCCCCUCAUCAUUGAGUGUGCUAUUCCUAAUAAAGAAAAGGACAGCUACCAACAGGCUAACAUUCUCCUUUACGUACAAACGAACUUAAAAGAUAGGACAGUCUCCUUUUGUGAUUUUAGAAGUUCCAAAUUUUAUGAUUAUAUGAAUGCAUAUAUCAAAGGGGAUGAGUGCGAAAUAAAUGUCACGUCGAAUACGAGCUUUGGAUUUAGGUGUCCAGCAGGAACUGUGAAGAAGCCGAGUUACUGUUUUACAGAGAUGUACUACCUGGGGUACCUCUACCGGUUGGGGGAUCUCUUCACGCAAAACAUAGUUAUCUACUCGUAUAAGGAUCCUAGUUUUUCGCUAGCCGCCUUCAACAGCAGCCUGAGCAGGUCCUACUCGUUCGAAUGCUUCUGCGUCAAGGAGAGUGACCACAGUAAGAUAGAGAAGAGGGUCAUUGUAAAUUACAUAAAUGAGGACCAACUGUAUGAUUACAAUGCUAUCCCGAAGGUGCCCUACGAAUCUGUGAUAUCCCACCCGAUGAAGACUCACCUUUGUGAUUUCAUGAAAAACAAUUCAGUUCUUAAGCCAACGAAGAAGAAGCCAGUAAACUACAUCUGUGAAGUUUUUCCAAAACCGAUGGAAUACAUAGCCCUCGUCUGUCCUACCAACCUCAUCGAUGAAAAAAAUGAAAAGACCCUCUCCGAUUUGCUUUACGAUUAUGGGAAACCAGGAAUAAUUGAUCAAAUAAGGGCCUUUGGAAAAAAGAGAAACAACUACUACAAGUCCUUUCACCUGCCAAAGGAUGCCCCUUCUUAUGUAAUCAAUCGAUACAUGCAAACGGUGAAAAGCAUCGAUGAAAUGAUCCCAGGGGCUCUAAUCAAAGAUACCGUUAGUAUUAAAAUAGCUAGAAUAAAGAAGACAGAUGCAGGGGUGGAAGAUCCCUCUCUACCACCAGACGAGGAGGAUGAAAUUAAUCAGAUGUAUGCCACUCACAUGGGACUUCCAAACAGUAUCCACCAUGGACUCUUCAUCUUUCAACUCCCUCCUUACAUAAAACGAAACGCCAUCAUAGAAUUUGCUUGCAUUAAUGAUAAAACGAAAAAAAUGGGCAACACAGGGAAUAAUGGUAUUAUGUCUGUACACCUCAGGACAGAAGGAAGGGCAGUCCACGGAUGCCACUUCUACAAGGAUAAGGAGGAAAACAGUAUUUUAAAAAAAAAAAUAAAAGUGGGUUCUGGUAAGGAUUGCGUUGUGCAAAGUAAUGGAGAAAUCGAUUACAUAGGAAUUAUCUGUCCAAUUCAGAGUGGGUUAUAUUUGACCCCCCCUGGAUGUUUCCAAACGGCAUACAACAGUUCUGAUGAACUUGUGCAGCUCAGCAGUUACGAUAAGGACUUCAUAAACUUCACUAAUGAUAAGGGUGUCUCCUACUUGAAGAUCCCGCAAAGCUUCGUUGGUCAUCUGAACAUAUUUUGCUACUGUAAUGAGGAAGCCCCACCAUCGGAGGAGGAGGUGGAAGCGGAGGCCAGGUUAGUAGCACCCCCCAAAAAGGAGAACAAAAUUAACAUCGAGCUGAAUACAUCCAAUAGGGGUAUCACGAAUGUACAAAAAAUUGAUCAUCUCUACGAGUCAGACUUCCUCAUAGGGAACGAAUUCAUUAAUAGGAGACCCACUCCAAUCAUGAGGAAGAAACACAUUUGUGAUUUUACCAGGGAGGAUAGUUCCUUGGCUCCUCAGGAUGAAUUACCCGCCAUAAAUUCGUGCUUUGUCGAUUUGGAGGAAAACCUAAGCCUGGUAGAGGUACGCUGUCCUAGAAACUUCAAUCCAUCUCGAGCCGACCGGUUCAGCACCAUGCUCCGAAUGCGUAGUUUUGGCAGUGUUGCUGGUACUGCUGGGGUGACGACCCGAAGUGGGCUCCAUGGUGCCCUCCCACUGGAGGAUGAACCGCUAAGCGAGGAGGAACUUAGCAAAUACAAGCAGAUCAAGUAUGUACCUGAAGAAUAUGAAGAUGUAAUGCAUCUAAGUAGUAAGAAAAAGUUGCAAGACAUCCUCCCCGGAACGAUCAUCCUAGAUCGAAGUAAAAAGUUCGGAGAGAAGGGAAGAUUCACUUUCAUCACCCCGCUUAUAGUGAAAAACGACAUAAUUAUAAAGCUCUUCUGUGAUAAUUCAGAAACGGUUAUAGCGAAUAAGAAGGGAAAAAAGGGAAUCGUCCUUGUGAAAAUUCCUAAAAGAGUAACGAAGAAACGGUUUUACGGGUGUGACUUCUCUGGGAAUUCCAACAAGACCUUCUACUACUCUGAGGUGCACUCCCUAACGAAUGACAAUAAGGAGUGCCACAUAAAGCUGAAGGAAAAUAUCAUCGUCAGUUUGAACUGCCCAAAUGGAAAAAUCAACCCAAACAACUGCUUCCACAACGUGUAUAUAAAAAGCACCAUGGAUCAAGAAAAUGUGGAAAACGUGGAAAAUAUUUUUAACGACGUUAAGGUGAUUAAUACAAAUUAUCUGUUGAAAAAUUCUUCUGCUUUUUUAAUCAUAUCGAAGAUGAGUAAUACGAAGGAUCUGAACUUUUACUGCACCUGUGAGGAUUACGAUAGUAAGAAUGUGGGUACGAUAUUUUUGAACCUGCCCCAGAAGCAGUCUUCCACAGCGAAGGAAAAAUACGCCUCAGAGAAGAAACUAAUUAUGGAUGUCCCCCCGUAUUAUGCGAAGGACACUUACGUUUGUGAUUUUACGGAGCAGCAUUACAACGUUCUGAGUCGAUCCAAUUUAGACAUGGAAAAACUGUUAAGUAAAUACCUACAAAAUAUUCUCCUAUACCAACACGAUGAGUUUACACACUUUAGCUUAAACUUUAAACUGAGAAAGGAAAUUAUGAAGAAGCAAUACAUAGAAUAUGUUAAGAAGCAGAUCCAGCACUAUCGGGACAACCCCCCCAAGGUGGAAAACUACCCAGACCAUACCCUCGUCUACAAGUGCAACAUUGAUUUAAGCGCAUUUGAUAAAUUUGCGAUUAAGUGUCCCUCCAGGGGGGGCACUCUCCCUCAUGGGGAGGUAGCCUCUUCCCACAAAGUAGAGCAUGUUAUUGCACCCCGUCUGAAUUACACGUCCAGUCUGGGUAAUGACGCCACCUCCAUGGUGAAGGGACUGAACAGUCUCCUCUUCGGAACUAUCAUUGUUAACAAGACGAAUGAACAAAACGUCUCCUUUUUCGACAAGGGGGAACUCGAACUUAUUAUAUCUCCCUAUGCGGAUUCGUCUAAGAAUUUCAGCUUCUCCUGCGAAAACAUGGGAGAAGAUGGAACGAACCGCGUCAUCGGUUAUGCGUCAAUUUUUGUAAAAAAAAAUAACAAUAAAAUUCUGGGUUGCGAUUUUAUAGACCCCUCAGAUGUUACCAACCAGCAGGUCCACUCAGCCACCUCUAAAGCGGAUGAAGGAACCGGAGUGACCACUCCGUAUGGAAAUAAUUCAUUCGAAUUUGAGAUCGAACUGGUGGAGGGAAAAAACAUUUACUGCAACAUUGAAGCGAUAGAGAAUGACGUUGUUGGGUUUAGUUGCCCGCAUAACUUUCUCACUUCCCCUGAGAAUUGCUUCGAGUCGGUGCAAAUCGAGGGAGUAGACAAAGAACUAGAGACGCACAAGUUAGAGAGCCUUCUCAAAGGAGUACACAUUCUAAAGAAUAAAAUAUACGACGUUAAUUAUACCCCUUCUUAUAUUAUCCUUCCGAAGAAGAUACCAAAAUCGAUGAAAAUAUUUUGUACAUGCAAUUCUGUGAAGUUGAUAAAAACGGGAAUCAUCCAAAUUAACAUAAUUGGGGAUGACUUAAAUAAUUGGUUUAAGAAGGAAAUAACGCACAAUGUGUUUGCCUACGAACAGAGCAGCUACUUUUACGACUUUUCCUCUGGGCCGCUAAACAUCAGCUCCGAGAAUGUGCUUGACAUCGGUGCACUGCCCACGGGGAAAAGAGCCAAAGGAAAUCGUCACAAACUGCAGGGGGGCAUAUCAAUAGAUGGAUCUACACCGAAGCGGGUAAGGGAGACAAAACCUAGCCCUGGAAUCACCAUCGUGGAGCUCCUUGACGUGGGAGAGGAAGAAGAGGAAGAAGAAGAUGAAGACGAUGAUGAACCGGACGAAGUGGAGGAGGAGAACGUGUUAAACCCGAUGCGAACAAAACAGGUGCACGAAAUAACUGUGGCUGCAUCCGAAUUCAGCUCCGUCAAAGUUGUGUGUCCAUUAAGGAAUGCCCAACAUUUUAGGCAGUCAAAAAUAAGUCCAGAAAAUUUCUUCGAAUAUGUUUACGUCACGGAGGACGUCAAGGAUAAUCGAAGCGAAGCGGAGAAGGAAAAGAUGGUUAUGGAACUGGUACAGGGUAAAUCGAAAGAUUCUGUAAAUAACGGGGAAGAGGCAGAUGGACCCAAGAAGAGGGAAAACGAAAAGGAUAAAGACAAAGACGAAAUAAAGGUAGACUACGAUUCUAUGGGGAACAAAAUAAUCGUUGCCCUAAAAACGGAAAGACCCAAAGCAACCAUAGAGGAUGCAGAAAAUUCUCGUCAUCCAAAUGGUGGGGAGGAAAAAACAAAAAAAGACAUCCUAACAAUAAGGAAUAUAAACGACGUUAUAGAAUUUGUCAACCACGAAAGGGAGGUCAGUGAAAACACAUACGCUGGGACUAUACAUUUUUCACCUCUCCUUCUGAAGGAAGCAAAGUUUUUCAUUUCGUGUGACAAUUCCCUCACAUUGAAUGAAAGUAGAAGAGGAAAAACUGGCAUCGUUAAAGUUCUAGUGAAACCAAAUUAUGUAAAUAUUUUUGGGUGUGAUUUUGUAGGGGAUUACUCUACUCAUUUUUACUUUAGCCAGAGGUGGGAAGACGUCCCGAAGAACUACGUGUGUGAAGUACAAGUGGAAGAUGAUUCCAUAGUCGGAUUAGCUUGUCCUUCACAUACGAAGCUGCACCCAUCAGACUGCUUCGACAGUGUUAUAAAAGAUAACGUGGUUCACAAAAAAGAUUCGCUAAUAGAAGCAGUGAAUAUGUUUAUUUAUAAGGAGAGGAAUAAACCGAUUCUUUCUUUCAUCCAGGUGAAGCACAUUUUCGCUAGCCACUUCUCCUGCAAGUGCUACGAUUCCACGAAGGGGGACUACAAGGAGGUCACCAUAAAAAUUAACUACGAGCCCUACGUCAUGGGCACGCCCAAAAAGAGCCUCGGCGGUGCGGUCAUUCAGUACAGUGACCUCGGUAAAUUAAAAAGAGUCCUUCUUCUGCUCCCUUUUGCCCACAUCAUCCUUGCGCGAAAUGAUAACGCACAGGUGGGAGUCACCUCCAGGGAGAAGGUGCGUUUCGUUGGGUUGCUAAGUGGUGGAAGGGGCGACGGUGGCAAUGAAGGAAGUUACGAAGGAAGGUGCGUCAGCCGAAAUGCUGAUCCGUAUGUGUUAGGGAGAGACCCCUUCGGAGGCAUAACCAACGGGAAGUUUUUCCCCAGAGGGGUGCACUACCGUGAGGGGAACCACUCCCUUUUACGUCUCCUCAAAAGUGAAGACAGGAGAAAGGGCGUGAAUGUGUAUCACCUUGGAGGACUCCCACAUGGGGAAAACUCAAAUGGAAGAAAAAACAACUUAAGUGGUGCAAUAAAAAUGGUAACAAAUUACCUGCACGGUCAGGUAAAAUUUUGGAACACGGAUGUUGUAACCAUUCCGCAUGAACUGUUCGGAGUGUCCCCCCAGGGGAAGUUUAGCACGAGGAGGGUGGCCAGACGUUUGGCAGAAGACGACGAUGGCGAUGAUGACGACAACUACGACAACUACGACAACGACGACGGAGACGAUGAGGAAGAGGAAGAGGAAGACGAUGGAGAAGACUACGAUCAGGGUGAGAAUUACCAGAUCAAAGGAAUGGACUUAGAAGAUGAGGAUGAGGAUGAUAUACUAGGGGACACUGUUUUACUUCCUUUGGUCGAUUCAGAUUCUUCGGAAGGGGUGUUUGACGCAGUGAACGAAGGGUUCGAGGCAACAAUAAAAAAGGAUGGAGAAGAAUUAAAAGAAAGUGAUCCAACAGUUGAAGUCUUUUCAUCUAGCAACACGAAUAAAGAAUACUUGUGCGACUUUGAAAAAGGCAAAUCGCUGAAAGAUACCACGAAAAAGGUAGUGAUCUGUGAAAUGAGAAUCCAAGAACCCCUCGUUAAGGUAAAAAUUGUGUGUCCAACGAAAUACUCAGACGUAAGUAUACAUGGUUCGAUGGGUUUUAUCCCCAAGAAAGCUCCAUACGUUACUUUGGUAAACACAAAUGAAGGUAUUGACAAGGAGAAGAAGGUGUUGUUGAAGGAGAAAAAGCUAGCCGCUCUGCUUCAUGGGGUUAUCAUAGAUCCAGCAAUUAACGAAGAGGCAAACGUAACACAAAAGGGAAUCAUUGAAUUCAUCCUACCCCCAGUAGUGAAAGAAAAAAAAAAAAUAUAUUACAUCUGCGAUCAUAACGAGACAGAAGUUGGGGGUAAACAUGUGGCAAGAGGAGUUGUCUCCAUUUCGAUAGAACCCUACGGUAAAUCCGUUCGUGGAUGCAACUACACUGGAAGGAAAAAACACUUCUUCACUUACGAUUAUGAAAAGGAUAACGCGAUGAAUCACCCAUGUGUAUUUCAACUAAACGCUGGAGAAAUAGGAGGCAUCAUGUUUCCCGAUGGAAUCAAAUCGACUACCUGCUUCGAUCAGAUGAUUCCUCACUCCCCAAAUAAGAAAUGGGACAACAAAAAAAAAAAUCUCAACGAAAUAAUAAACGGGGCAGUCAUUUACAAUAAGGACUUCAAAGCCCAGUACUUCAGGGUGAAGUACUUUAGUAUUCCCAACAGUUUUACAGAAAAGAUUAACUUGUUUUGUAAUAUCCAUUUAACAGAAGGUGAUGAAAAACACAUGGUUUACAUCAGCAUCAAUCAGGAGCUGAACAUAUCCGUCUUCGACCUAUAUGAAUCCUUUUCCAACGUGAAGAAGGUAAUACAAGUUGCUCAACAGACACAAGAUAAGAAAGAAUACACAUGCGACUUUACAGAUCAACUAGACAAGAAGGAAGACGAUGGCGAAAAAAAGGUCAUCAUCUGCAGGAAGAAGUUAACCGAAUUUGAUACCUUCACUAUGAAAUGCCCAAUCAAGAAGGAUAAAUAUGAAAACCUAGUAAUGAUUCCAAAGACCCUGAAAAAGGAAGAGAAGAAAAAAAAUAAUGUCCUGAAAAUACAGCUAGAUGUACAGUAUGAACUAUUUAAAAAGUACCUUCACUUUCACGAUAAGUAUGGGAAGUACCUCCCUGAUUAUCCUUCCUUCUUCACCUUUCCUCUGAACCGGGUAGCUAAACUAGAAUUGAAAAAGAACUCUAUCUUCAAGAACCAUAAGGACGCUUCCUACUUUGAUGAGGUUGCAUCUGCAUCUGAUGCGUUCGUGAAACUACUCGCCUACCUAGAUGCACAAGACACCGUCAUUCUAACGAAGCAAAUUUCUAACCUAGCAAUAAGUGAAGACAAAUCUACGGAUGAUGUUUUCGAUUUAACAUUUCAAAUACCUGCCUACAUCGAGACGAACGAACCGCUGUAUAUUCUCAUGGGAUGUAACAACACAAAAGAUGGGGGAAACCUCGGCAUCGUGGAGUUGGUCUUGUCGAAAAGCGAACACAUUGUUAAGGGAUGCAAUUUUUCAGACGUAGAAAUGAAGCACUUCACGAACAACGUGAAGUCUACCGGGGCAAAAUGUAGUAUUGUAGCCAACCCAAAUGAUCUAGUCGGUUUUAACUGCUCCAAGACGUACGUGCCAGAGACGGAUGAAGAGGAAGGAUCCGGUGAGGCUACCGGAGUCAUCGAACCGGAAGGAUGCUUCACGCAAGUCUAUAACAGCAACGAAAAGACAGACAUCGUUACCAUGCUACCAGGAGUUUUGAUCUACUCAAGUGGGAAGAAAAACUCCACGUCAUUUAUCAAAAUACCCCCAGUUCCACUUAAAAAGAAGAUUACCUUUUCCUGCAAGUGCAAGAUAGAAUCUGUGGUGAACGAAAUAGAGGUGACAGUUGCUGAGGAGAAAGAAAUUAAAAAGGAAAGUGUCGAAGUGUUGAAGGAGGAAGCAAUCACGACCGUGAAGGGAAAGGAUCAAGAGGAAGAUGGAAAGAUAUACACGUGUCCAAAUAAGACCCUCAUUGAACCCAAACUGGAAAAGAUAGAUGACCUUUAUGUGCAAAAUACAUGUCACAUAGAUGUGAAGGAGAUGCACAGUUAUGUUGAAAUUUACUGCCCCUCCAAAGAUUUCGCCAUUCACAAGAAUAUCAACAUGUAUUACACAACGGUGAAGCCAAAAAAAGAAGAAAGUCCAAAGGUUCUUAACCAACUCGAGCUGGAUAAAAUAAUACCCCACGCGGAGAUGCUCCACAAGACGAGAAACAUCCUUCCUUUGCAAAGUACCACGAAUGAUAUGGAAAAGGUGGACCUCUCUCAUGUUUACUUAUUUUUCCCCUAUUAUGUUAAGGAAGAACAGGAGUUCAAUGUGAUAUGCGAUAACAGCAACACGUUAUUUGGGGAGAAGAAGGGAGGGGUUCUAUCCUACCAGAUUAAGGUUCCCAAGAGGAGUAAACAAAUCAAGGGGUGUGACUUCAAUUCCAAGAAAUCGGAAAUCUUCCUAAACCAGCCUACGGAAAAUGACUGCGUGAUAGACGCCAUGCCGAAGGAUGUAAUCGGGUUCGUCUGCCCCCCAGAGACGGUCAAAAUAACUAGCUGCUUCAAAGACGCCGUGGUGGAUGAUCAUCUCACCAACAUAGCCGAUACGCUCGAGCUGACCGACAACAUGGCAAACUACACACAUAGUCACAAAUUUAAUUACAUCGAAAUACCAAGAGUCGUUAGCAAAGACCUGUCCUUCAAAUGUAUCUGUGUGCAUCUAAAGAAGGACUACCAGUUGACGUCUCCACCGAGCGCAAAACUGCUGGAUGUCAUUUACCAAAAGCUCGACAUAAAAAAAGGAGAGGGCUACACCAAAGUAGAUGCAAAAAAGAAAUUCCUAAUGAGUAGCCUGAACCCAUACUUGGCUCACAAGGAAGACAAAGUGAUCAGCAUCUUCCAGGAAGUGGAUAAGAAUAACCCAUUUGGGGAAGAUGAAAAACCAGAAGAAAUAAUACAAGAUGUAGCCAAAACAGAAUUUUACCAUGACACCUUGGGUUCUACUGGUUCCCUUUCACAAAUAAGAGACAACCACAUUUCGGGAGACGACUAUUCUAUUUACACCAACGUAAAUGACAACGUCUUGGAAAGAACUAUAAUGGCAGACAUAGAAAAGCUGAACAAAUCUGACUUCAAGGUAUACACGCUCAGUGUCAAUGUGAAGGCACCUAAGUUGCUACAACCGAAGAAGCUCAAUGAGAAUGAGUAUUUGUGUGACUUUUCCAAAAAGAGCUUGAUCGUACCGGAACCUUUAACGGAGGAUUCCCCACUUGACAUCCACUGCUACAGUGCACUAAAGCCACUAGACACGUUAUAUGUUAAGUGCCCAACGGAGAAGGCAGCUUACGAGGAUGCCAAGACAAAAACAGCAGAUGAUGAUGAUGAGGCAGAGAAGGGAAUCAUUUCCAUCCUAGACGAUGUGUCAGGUGCUGAGGAUUCCGGUUCCCCUCUGGAAGACGAAUCUUUUGUUAAAUACUUCGACAAAAUCAGUAUGAAGCCGAGUGAAUUUUUUAAGAAAGUUUUGAACGAAGAUGGAGACAAGGAAGAAGAUAUAGAUUUAGUCCUACCCGGUGCAGCCUACACAUCUAUGAAGGUACUGAAAAAAAAGGACCCGUUUACCUCCUACGUUGCUGUGAUUGUGCCACCCACUGUGUCAAGGAACACAUUUUUUAAGGUGGAGUGCAAUAACAAUGAAUACAAAGAGGGAGGCAAAAAUGCAGGCUACAAGGGGAUCAUUCAUUUAAAUAUUUCCAGAAGUGGGGAAAAAACUAUAGGGUGUGACUUCACCUCUGAACAUAGCAGUAUUUUAACUAAGGGGGUUCUUCUCCCCAGUGGGCAAGAAAAAGAGUGCGAAGUGGAGGUUACGAAGAAUGACGUUUUCGGGGUUAGAUGCAGCAACGAUUCUACUUUUGAUCCAGUAAAAUGCUUCCACGAGAUUCAUGAUAAAACCGGAUCGGUUAAACAAAUCAAGGAACUCAUCCCAGGUGUAAAGGUAUUCACUCUCCCCAACUCCAAGACCAAAGUCGCUUAUGGAAAAAUCCCAUUGGACUACGUGAAUAAGAUCAAUUUUUCCUGCACCUGUACGAAGACGGAUGAUAACACCAAGGGAAAAAUCAAAGUCGUGGUGAAUAAAGAUGAAUAUUCACUGGAAGACAUGAAAUUAACAGAUGCAGUGAAACAUGGUAAGGUCAACUUUUGCAACUUCUUCGAUGAUGAAGCGCUCAUCUUUAAGAAGAACCCAGAUAAGAUUGUCCAAUGUAAGGUAGAUGCAGAGCUGUUCUCCGAGGUAGUCGUCAUGCUGCCUCAGAUGGGAAGUACCAAUGACGAACCGGACUACAAAAAUUUCGCUGUGACACCAACUUUAUCUGAAGGAGAAGACAUCAAAGUUAUCACCGAUGCUAGAACUGAAGUGCCCAUAACCACUGCUUUAAAGGGUGUCUAUGGAAGUAGAGUUUUCUCCUUCGAGAAAAACUCGAAAAAGGGAAUAGGGUUGAGCUUCUUCAUCCCUCCCACAUUUGAAGAUAAAAAUUUUAAAUUAGCGAUUAAGGAGUCGGCGAUCCUCACCGGCAGUAAACAGAGAGGAGUCAUUUUCGUCAUCGUCCGGAAGAAUAUGGAACCCGGUUCUGUGAAGAUGUGUGAUUUUACAUCUAGUGAGAACUCUCUAGCUGAGUUAGACCAAAGCAAUAACGAAAAGGUAUGCAGCGUGAAGAUAGCCAAAGGAGACAUAUUCGGUAUAACCUGUCCUAAGGGGUUCUGCCUCUACCCGGAGGCCUGCUUCUCCAACGUUACUUUGGAUUACUACAAGGGGGAGCUUCACAUGGAAGAAGCGGAAGCAGAAGGAAACAACGAAGAAAUCAACUUCGCUGAGAGAACAAAAACGAACAUGCGCAUAAAAGAUUUGCUACACCUCAUCGGUGAUGAUGACAGCGAAAUGGAGGACUUACAGAAAUUUUCAGAAUUUUCUAACAUUACUGAAAUGCUCAAUUUUGAGACGUUCCAUUUGGGUUCUAUGCAUCUGGAUUUUAAGAAAAACUACACAUCUUCUUACGCUAAGGUGCCAAGCAAAUUUAGAAGCGCCAUUAAAUUUUCUUGCAGCUGCUACAAUCCGCAGAAGAAGGUGUUCGGAACGAUGGACAUCGAAACGGAGUAUGCCCCUUCCGAAGAGGAGCCCAAAAUUCAGGAAGAUAAGUUUGUCCGAAAUAAGCUUCUCCCGUUGAGAAGUAAAAUUAGUUUAGAUGCAGAUGAGGUAGAACCCAUUGAGGAGGUAGAUACUGAGGAAGAUUCAGGAGCAGCAGGUUCAGAGGGAUGCACAGAAGACGGAUCAUGUGGUAACAUGCUCUCCCAAGGAAUCAGCUACACGUGUGACUUCUCUCAGGAGUCGCUAUUCACUCUGAUCGAGGGAAAAGUCCAAAGGAACACAUGCACCGUAGAUGCCAGAGCGUUAGAUGUGGUAACUAUAAAAUGUCCAGCCAUAGCGAAUCACGUGCAUAAGGAAAACACAGUCACAGAACCCGUCGAAACGGAAAAGGUAAUCAUCACCAUAGAUGGGGAGCAGUAUGUAACAUACCAGGAGGAGAAAACAAAGAAGAAGACAUUCUCCUUGAAAGAAAUUUACGAAGAGGAAUACUACGGUAUGACUAGCGAAGAAGCGACAAAUAUGAGAAAGGUAGAUGCAGGAUGGGAUAACCACGAAGUGUAUUAUCCAAAGCGGGUUCUAGACCACGUAGUCGUAGCGAAUAAGGUAACCAAGUUGGAAGACGCCCUACCAGGAGUGCUACAUCUGCAAAGCAAAAUAAACGAAGAAUUAAAAACAACUGAAUUGAUAAAGGACGGUGUGGUCCGCUUCAUGGUGCCACCGUAUGUAAGGGAUGACUUCCAGUUCCACCUCUUCUGUGGAAAGUCCUCUGAGAAGAAACCACAAGGAAAGAACACCUCUCUCGGGGUCAUACGUAUAAAUGUGUCUGCCUACAAGAAGGAACUUCAGGGGUGCGAUUUCAUAAACCACAAGGAAGACCCGGACUUGGUUAUUUUUACCAACGAACGAGAAAAAUCUAAUGACCACAUUUGUUCCAUUUCGCUGAUACCAAAUACCGUGGUGGGAAUUAACUGCCCAUCGGGAAAACUCCUCCCAGAUAGCUGCUUCCAUGAGACCUACUUUGUCGCAAAAUCUGAAGAAAAAACAGAGGCCAACCAGAUGAGCACCUUACCAAAGGAGAAAAUUACAAACGUCAUUAAGGGAGCAAUACCGGUGUCAAAUUUUUCGAAUAAGAAAAAUACCUACACAUAUCUCAUCCUCCCUAAGGAUAUGAAAAGUCUAGAAAAAUUAGACAAGAACUUCUACUGCACUUGUGAUGAGGGUAUAGUAAAAAUGAAGAUUCACGAAUUUUACAUAAAGAGAGAAAAGAACAACCGGGUGGACAAAGAAACCUGCUCCUACGAUAGCGCGAAAAAUGUGACCACCUGUAAUGUCGUCGAAUUCUUGGAAAAUCUCGAAGAGAAGGAUAACAAAACGAAUCACUACACAGUGAACCUAUCCAGAUGGGAUAAGGUUAUUUUAAAAUACCCAACAAAUGAGAAGGAGAAUUAUGGAAAGAUUUUUGUUAAUCCAAUUAACAUAAAAGAUAAGGUGCUCUAUAAGAACGUCCCUACACCUCUUGAGGAUAUUCUACCUGGAGCUAUCACCACACAUAAGUUUGAUUCAAGGACCAAAAUUAUAGAACACACUUUAAGGGUCCCUCCUUAUGUUUCUAAAGAGGUGAACUUCUUCUUGGAAUUCAACAACUCACUGACGCAUAAAAUGGUGGACUAUAAUUACUCCUACGGGGGGGUUGUAAAAAUAUUUUUCCACGUUCGAGAAGGGUACAGUGAAAUCAGUGGUUGUGAUUUUACUGGAAAGUAUAACCACCUCUUCAGUCACAACUUCGACCCUAAUAUUAAGGAAAGUACAACGUGUUCUGUUACCUUUGGGAAUAAUAGCUAUGCUGGGUUUGCUUGCCCUAGGGAAUUUGAAGUCGUCCCUCAUAAUUGCUUUACAUCUGUAUACGAUAAUAAUGACGAUAAGAAGGUUAAGAAGUUAGUGGACCUAUCUCAGGAAGCUGAAUCCGAUUUUGUUCAGUACAACGCCCGUGGGGUCAGCCUAUCCUACGUGACCUUUAAGAAGGACACCAAGGGACACAGCAUCUCCUGCAAGUGCGUCUCCAAAAAAGUCACGCACACUAUUAAUGUUACCUUCGAGCCUGAUGCUGACAAUUCCCUCCCCAAGACAAGAAUCCGCAUAAGGUACUUCGACUUGAGCAAGGCCUCCUUCAGUUCGCACCUGCGUGGGGGAUGA